Molecule: messenger RNA, 696 nt
Organism: Lathyrus oleraceus (garden pea)
Lineage: Eukaryota; Viridiplantae; Streptophyta; Magnoliopsida; Fabales; Fabaceae
Exons: 1
Coding region: 1-696 (231 amino acids)
Source: RefSeq, a predicted model, not a curated record
AUGCCGCCCCGAACCGAUAGGGGUAAGGGUCAGCAGCGCCCGAGGAUAAGGGUAUGUGAGGCUCCUCAGUCGGCCGUAUGUCCUCCCCCACAGAGUCAGGUAGAGCCCAUGUCUACGACCUCUCAACAUUUUAUGCCACUGCAGUCAUCUAUGGGGUAUCCUCCCCCACAGACUCAGGUAGAUCCCAUGACCAUGGGUUCACAGCCUUUUCUCUCGCUACUAUCAUCCCAUGGUUAUCCUAUGGCCCAACUUGGGAACCCAUCCUUUAUUAGCCCAUCUGGGAACCCAUCCUUUAUUAGCCCAUCUGGGAACCCAUCAUUUAUUAGCCCAUCUGGGAACCCAUCCUUUAUUAGCCCAUCUGGGACUUCAUCAUACCAUCAGACUGGGGGAUCUAGUUUUCCUCAUCCCUCACAGGUACCCCCACCCUUCAUGCAGUCUGGGAUCUUUCCAGAUCCCACACAGGUACCUCUGUCGUCCCAGCAUCCCACAAACACACCAUCAUCAUCCACGCAUCAUGGGGGAUCUCGCACCCCACACCCACCACGUGCCACAGAUAUACCCGUGCCUGAGGAGCAGGAGGAGCAGGAUGACCAGGAGCAGCAGGAUGACCAUGUUUUAGAGCAACCAACUGCAAAUCCCACAGAGUAUGAGAUGAUUGAUGGCAGAUAUUUUAUUGAGCCAUGUGGAAAAUCGUAA